This is a messenger RNA of Paramuricea clavata, 2245 nucleotides long. The record is from the annotation of a GenBank genome assembly. Lineage: Eukaryota; Metazoa; Cnidaria; Anthozoa; Malacalcyonacea; Plexauridae.
AUGCAACAUGUUCGCGAUAAUCUGGCUGAUCUACCGAUGUUACAGAACUUGCAGAUGGCGAGGCUUUGCGAUAUAGCAGGUACUUCAGCAUGCUCUCACAUGUCUAUCAAAUGACAGUCGUAAAUGAUUGGCAUGACUCCAUGACUUUAGUAGCGUACUCCCCAGAGCAAGCGCCCGCCCUGCAAGCGCGUUUCAGAGAUCGUGGGUUCGAUUCUUGCUACGGACUCGUGUGAAAAGAAUUGCUCUGCCGAAAGUCGUAGCCUUUCUCCGGGUGCUCCGGUUUCCUCCCACAGGGAAAGUUGACAGGGUGGUUAAGAAAGUAAUAUCACAAUUGUUGCAAAGAUAAAAUAAUCUAGGCUGAGAAUAUGCAAUUUAUAGGUAAGCGUAAUACUUGAUGUAAAGUGCAUUUGAUCAUAUCAACAUAAACCUUGCGCCAUAGAAACGCUACUCGUAAUGUCCCAACUGGUAUAUUCUAACUCAAAAUUUCUGGUGGCAAAGGUCGGAUCUUGGUUCGGUUACGGCAGUUGGGACAUUGUAGGAAGUAAUUUCUCGUUAGUGUAUUGGUUCCACCUGGUCCUACAAAUUUGAUGUUAUAAGUCAGAGACAUUGGGUUCGAUCCCCUUUAGAACUUUUUCAGCAAGUGGAGCUGGGGCUGAACACUUUAUAAAGGGGUAAGAGAGAUUCUAGGGGGGUUUAACCCCCUAACCCCCCCCCCCCCAAAGUGAGGAUAUUUAUUUAAACAAUAUUUAGAAACAUUUACCCCAAGAGCUUAGAGCUCAUCGAGGGGGUUCAUGCAAACAUAAAUUACAGUAUUACAUUACAAUUACCACCACAAGUACAGACAAAAAAGGAUCGCUUGGCAAUUGCAUAAACAUCCUAUGCGAAGCGUGCAGAACUACCAAUAUACCAUUGUACUUCAGAAAAAAUUACAGCAUUUACUUCAAAACUUAGAUUUCUUGAACCAUGUAAUAGAAUGUCCACUUGUUGAGAAAUAUUCAAAACGUUCCAUACAUUUCCAGCAAGGUGCAUGACAGAGGUAAGCAUUGAAGCACGCAGAGCAGCAAAGCGAGGGCAAAAUAAUAAAUAAUGAGUUACAUCUUCACUAAGUGCACCACAGAUACAAGAUGGAGAUAGAACACAGUUCAUUGAAAAAAGAUAAUGAUUAAGACCACAAUUGUUUAGUUUUAAUCUUGUGUGUAAGGCCGAAAAAUACCGGUCACCCAGAUAAACCAGUCUAUUGACAGGAGGUAUAUAAAAUUGUUCACGUAAUAAAGCAGUUUUAAAGAGAACAAAUGUUGCAGAUUCUCUCGUGGAUUCAGAAAGAUUAUUCCAUGAAAAAAUUGUAGAAUACAAAAAGGAUUUUUUUGCUUUCUCGGUACGAAUGAAAGGUAAACUUAAAUCAUUCCUAGUCCGAAGCCUAUAUGUAGUUCUUUGGCUUACGUAAACAGGACAAAGAUUAGACAAAUAACUUGGAGCUAAACCUUUAACCAUUUUGUACAAUAAUAACAACUUUUGUAUUUUUCUCCGGUUAUUUAACGUAUGCAGCCCGCAAUCAAUCAACACACUUUCUCUGUGUGUACCUUUCAUUGCUCCAGAAAUUAAUUUUGCUGCAUCAUACUGAAUACUUUCGAGCAGGUCCGGUUCACCUAUUGUACACCCAUCCCAAACAACAUUAGCAUAUUCCAUCUUAGAGCGAACAAGAGUGAGGAUAUUAGCACACACCCUCUUACGAUGUGAUUCCUAAUAUUCUAAUGUCAGAUCUUCUAACAUUUAGUGAACCUUCAUUUUCUUGCAGAUCCUAAAGUGGACGCGAUAUAUGUAUCUCCUGUGGAACUAACCGAUGAUGCUUAUCAAUAUUACUCCAAACUUCUUGCCAUGAAGGCUGGUCGUGAUCCCAAGGAUGAAGCUAUUGAAAAUAGAUACAAAAUUGUCGUCCCUGAUGCCGUGCAUAGGUUUCCUGUAAGUAUUUAUUGAGCAGCUUCAAGAUGGCGAUAUAUAAUGGUGUUAUAAAUAGAGAUAUUGAUAUAAACAAAUGUUCUUUUUUGCGUCAUGUUAACUCAUUGAGUGGCAGCAUUUUCUCCUUGACGAGUAAAAUAGUCUGGCGGUAUACAGAGUAAAAUACUAAAGUAGGACGCAUCAGAGUGCAUUGCUAUUUAAACGCUUAAUUACUCAUUCAAUUUUUCUUGCAGAACCACAAUAUGUGUCUUGCUUCAAUUCUGAAGUAUAGCCCAAAGACUAUUCAAAG